Messenger RNA from Mya arenaria, 567 nucleotides. Its product is annotated as collagen alpha-2(VIII) chain-like. The transcript is spliced from 2 exons. The coding region runs from base 1 to 567 and encodes 188 amino acids. Gene Ontology annotation, molecular function: protein binding. The record is from RefSeq and is a predicted model, not a curated record. Lineage: Eukaryota; Metazoa; Mollusca; Bivalvia; Myida; Myidae.
AUGUAUCUCUGCAAACGUGUCCGGGAAUUAUUUGUCAUAUUUCUCGUCAUUGAAUCGUCACUGUGUGACGUGAACGAACCGCGAUGUUACAGUUGGUUUGACUACGAGGAGAAAAUGUUAGGAAAAAUAGUGAAAACAGAUAGCAAGAUGGAGGAAAUUCUCGAGAGCAAGCUUCAAGCCCCCGUUGCCUUCUUUGCCAGAGUUUCAUCAGCCUUUACCUCAUCCAUCAGCCAGACGCUGGUGUUCGAGGACGUGUUCACAGACGUUGGCGGCGGUUGCAACCCGGGGACAGGCGUGUUUAACGCCCCGGUCGAUAGUCUCUACGUGUUUUCCAUCACUGUUAUGGUGCAAAUGUCCUCGUCGGCGGCAACAGCUCUAUUUGUUUUAAAGAAGAACGACGAUGCUGUAAUGUGGCUUUAUGUAAACGAAAAUGAUAUUGUUACCGAGGCGGCUUCGGGAACUGGCCUACUCCCCCUGAAGGUUGGAGACACAGUUCGUGUUACAAGUGACCCUAGUGGAGGGCAUAUCUAUGGUUCAUAUACGUUCUUCUCCGGUUUUAAGUUGUAG